Molecule: messenger RNA, 1611 nt
Organism: Ricinus communis (castor bean)
Lineage: Eukaryota; Viridiplantae; Streptophyta; Magnoliopsida; Malpighiales; Euphorbiaceae
Product: sorting nexin 1
Exons: 11
Coding region: 225-1448 (407 amino acids)
Cellular component (GO): endosome
Molecular function (GO): phosphatidylinositol binding
Source: RefSeq, a predicted model, not a curated record
CGCUGCCGUAGACUCUCAGUUAUACAUUUUUGACAGACCCACUGUUACUACGUCUCUCUUCCUCGCCGGAACACCUAUCUCUGCCCCCGGAGGGAAUUCACCGGGAAAUUAACUCUGCGGACAAAGGUUCAUAAAAAAUUAAAGAAACAAAAAAAAGAAAGAAAAAGAAACAGCUACACGUUUCUGUGUUGCUCCAUUAGCUAAAUCCAGUUACACAUUAGGCCAUGAUUACAGCGUGUGAGAAAAUGGAACAGCAGAGAAGUUCAUCAGGGUCUUCACAUAGCCCUAGAUCUCCUUCAUCGCAGCCUUACUUAUCAGUUUUAGUUACUGAUCCUGUUAAAUUAGGCAAUGGCGUCCAAUCUUACAUCUCUUAUCGGGUCAUUACCAAGCAGACAAAUUUUCCUGAAUACCAAGGGCCUGAAAAGAUUGUUAUUCGGCGCUACAGUGAUUUUGUUUGGUUGCAUGACCGUCUUUUUGAAAAGUACAAAGGUGUCUUCAUUCCUCCUCUUCCCGAGAAGAGUGCCGUAGAAAAGUUUCGUUUCAGUGCUGAAUUUAUCGAGAUGAGACGUCAAGCACUAGAUAUAUUCGUCAAUAGGAUAGCUUCUCAUCACGAGCUUCAGCAAAGUGAGGAUCUGAGAACCUUUCUAGAGGCAGAUGAAGAGACAAUGGAGAGACUAAGGGCUUAUGAGACUGGUAUUUUUAAAAAGAAGCCAGCAGAUUUUAUGCAGAUUUUUAAGGAUGUGCAAACUAAAGUGAGUGAUGUCAUUCUUGGGAAGGAAAAGCCUGUUGAAGAAUCAAACCCUGAAUAUGAGAAGUUGAAACAUUACAUCUUUGAGCUUGAAAACCACUUGUCUGAAGCACAGAAGCAUGCAUAUCGUCUUGUAAAGCGACACAGAGAACUGGGGCAAUCUCUGUCAGAUUUUGGGAAGGCAGCCAAACUGCUUGGUGCUUGUGAAGGAGAAGCCCUCGGGAAGGCAUUUUCUGACCUAGGGGCAAAAUCAGAGACAUUAUCUGCUAGGCUACAGAAGGAGGCCCAUCAACUUUUAAUGAACUUUGAAGAACCUUUGAAAGAUUAUGUUCGCGCUGUUCAAUCGAUUAAGGCUACCAUAGCUGAGAGGGCCAAUGCCUUCAGGCAUCAGUGUGAAUUGGCAGAAACAAUCAAGUUGAAGGAAAUAAAUCUUGACAAGCUCAUGCUAACCCGUUCUGAUAAAGUGGGAGAGGCUGAGAUUGAAUAUAAAGAGUUGAAGGCAGAGGGUGAGGAAGCAACAAGAAGAUUUGAGAACAUUGUGCGAGUGAUGAACGAAGAGAUAGUGCGUUUCCAAGAACAGAAAACACAGGAUAUGGGGAUUGCUUUCCAUGAAUUUGCGAAAGGACAGGCACGUUUGGCAAAUAGCAUUGCAGAUGCAUGGAGAAGUCUGCUUCCUAAGCUUGAAGCUUGUUCAUCAUAAAAAUUAUCAGAUGCCAAACAGUGAGGAAUUGUAUUUGCUUUGUAAAGACUUGUGACUUUCAGGAAUUAGUUCACGUUCUGGUGUUAUAUGAGAAUUGCAAUUUAAAUUCUUGUACAAAUUCGAAACAAAAUGAAAAGGCAGAGUACAUUCUCUUCAAAGAUAA